AUGGAUUUUGCUUUGGUUGCCAACCAUGUUGAAACAUAUCAUGGUGACUCAGUUCGGGUUGCAACCUACGAGGGCAAAGGCCGAGUGCUGUUGGCUGAAGUGGACUUUGAGCCAGGAGAGCGAAUCCUAUUGGAAUAUCCUUUGAUUGAGGUGGUGGAGGAUUCGAGUCAGGCCUACCAGGAGUUGGUCAAGUUGAAACAGGCGGAGCAACUGGAGUUUUUGCCCAUCUUUUACUGGGCAGCGCUUUCAUCCCUCACCCCACAGCAAGUGGCCAGUGCCUGCGUCCCCUGGCGUGCUGUGCCCAAGGAGACUCAGGUGCAAGCUUUGCAGCUUCACAUGGAAGACACGUCAGCACCCUCUGACAGUGGCACGUGCUCCUUGCGAGCCCAACUUCAAGCACUAGAGCAGCCGCUGAGAUUGUCAUUGCCGCAUCAGCUUUCGGCCAUGGCACGUCAUCUCUUGGGGCGUCUGCUGUCGCGGACUGCCCCGGCCCUGGCGGUGGUGGAAAGCUGGCGAAGAACCAAGAAGCCGCAGAGCAGGUGUGAGGAUGGUGACCCCGUUGUGGUGCUGGGUGGAGGGGUCAUGGGCCUCUCAACGGCGUGGAGUUUGGCUCGCAGUGGCGUCAAGGUCACGUUGCUGGACGCUGGCCACGCCGAGAAGGGCUCCUGGGGCGAGUCGCGCAUCGCGCGCGUGAGCUACGCGGACCCGAUGCUCGUGCGCCUGGCGCGGCGGAGCUAUGAACUCUACGAUGCCUUGGCCAAAGAGAGCGGGGAAGAGCUGAUGUGCUGCCUGGAUGUGGGCUUCACACGAGAGAGCUUGGAUAGCUUGGCAGAGACCUACGAAGAGCUGGGACAAAGUUAUGAACGUUUGACCCAUCGUCAGGUGGCUCAGCGUUGGCCCAUGCUUCAGCUUUCCAAGGAGUAUGUGGAGGCUUCGGUGUUCUGCCCCAAUGGUGAUGCAGUGCUGGCCAGUGUGGUGUUGGAAACGUUGAAGGAACAGCUGAUUCGCUUGGCGUUGGCUCAGUACAUGGAGCAAGCAGUGCUUGAAAUCGAUCGAACCAAGAAGACGGUGACGCUGGAGGAUGGCAGAAGUAUCAAAUACUCCAAGUUGGUUGUAGCAGCCGGCAUUUGGACGAACCAUGUCUUGAAGGCCAUGGAUCUUGCGUUGCUGCCAUUGGUUACCAGCAUUGAACAGCAGACCUACUAUGCUACACCUGAAGGAUCAGAGAUGUACAGCUCUGGUCGUCUCCCCGUGAUCAUCGAGCACAACCCAGCGCCAGAGCCACAGAUGAAGCGUCGAGGAGGCUACAUGAUUCCUCACCUGCCGGAUGGUGUGGAUGGCGUAAAGUUUGGCAUGCACCGUCAAGGGCCCUUGAUGGAUCACAAGGACUUCCCCGUGCCCCCCGGUUCCACGGCUGCGGUGGACAAGAUCUUCGCGGCCAGCGCAACGCGCGGCAAAGGGGAGCUUUGGGUUCAAAGGUGGCCCGAUGAGGAGGACCGGCACCUGCGGCAGGAGACCGACGCCUUCGCCCGGCGUGUGCUGCCGUCCUUGCGGACGGCGAAGGCGGCGGAGCUGACGAUGCGGUGCCCCUACGACCAACAGCUCUACAGUGAUGAGGACUUUGUGGUGGGCCUCCAUCCAAAGGAUCCCAAUCUUGUUGUGGUCUGCGGCUUCGCGGGCGAGGGCUUCAAGUUUGGCCCAGCCAUUGGUGAACUCGCGGCGUGUCUGGUGACAGGCCGACCCUUCGCAGAACUGCACUUCUUUGACGAUGACCAGGAGUUUGAGUGCGGUCCUUCCUACUACGCGUCUUGGUUCGACUGGGACUGCGAAAUGAUUGGGGACGUGACGCCAAGCUACAUGUACAUUCCCAAGGCCUUGCAGCGCUUGCGGCGAUAUUUGCCGCAGGCCAAACUGGUGGUCUUGUUGCGGAACCCCAUCAACCGUGCGGUGUCGCAUCACAACCACGACCUCGCCAAGUACAGGGAUGUGGGAGACUUGGAGGGGCGUUUCGAAUUAGAAACGAGCAUCGAAGAUGCCGAGCCUUCCCUUUCCGAUGCUUUUGGACGAGGUUUUUACAGCAUCCAGUUGAAGCGGAUCUUUGAUCUCUACCCGCGGGAUCAAGUUCUUGUCCUCAUCUCGGAACGCUGUCGAAGGGACCCACUGCGAUACUUGCAGCGCGUGGCGCAGUUCUUAGGGUUGCAGGAGGUUCCCUGGAUGUCGUGGGAGAUCUUUGAGGAGCAGCACGUACGUGGCUGGUACUGGGAAACGCCCGCACGUCGUUUUCGGAAACGGCUGCAACGGUACUAUGCUCGCGAGGUCCAAGUCCUGCGCAGCCUGUUGCGGGACGCGCUUCCUGAGUGGAACAAAGACUUUGGAUGGCGGCACUACGUGCCGCGACAGCCACGACAACUGUGUUGGCGUGGUGUGGAGCGUGACGACCGAGGUCGAGACACGCUGUUUUUUUUCAGGAUGAAAACCAUAGGAAAACUGGCGAAAUCCAUAGGUGUGCUACGGAUCGUGGAGGCUUUAUGGGACAAAGAUCCCCCAGAGGCCCUUCUACUGGAACGGCUACUACAGGCAUGGAUCUACAACUCCUUCGACCUGUCAGAAGACGGUAAACAGGCCGGUGUGAUCUUCUUCGCCUCUGCGAUGAUGUCCCAUUCCUGCGCACCCAACGCGGCUUGGCAUCUGGACGAGAAUAACAGCUUCAUCCUGCACGCGCGGUGCUUCAUCGAAGCUGGAGAGGAGGUGACGAUUUCCUAUCUCAGCCCGGAAGAAUUGAUGCUGCCGACCCUCCAUCGACGAAAGCUGCUGCAGAGCACCAAGGGCUUCACUUGCGGCUGCUGCCGCUGUGUCGAAGUUCUAGACCCAGCGAGGGCCUUCAAGUGCGGAGAUUGCGGCACAGAGGCUCUGGCGCGGGCCCAGCCAGAUGCCGACAAGGAUGAACUGGUUUGCCAGUCCUGUGGGCAGCGCGGCGAGCGCGGCGAGCCCGGCGACGGCUGGGCGCUGCGUGCCUUGCAGCUGGAAGCGAAGUUGACGCCAUGGGCCAGGUCGCGGCCAUGGUUUUCGACCCUGGCAAAGGUCCAGGACGAAGUGGACGAUGCGCCUGAGGCCAGCCUGGCCGAAGGCGAAGGAGUCCUGAGCGACAGGCAUUGGAUUAUGGAUGCAUUGCUGGCAGCUCAAGAGUACCUGAAUCCUCAACUGGCCAUUGAGGUUCUGCAGAGACGCCUCAGGGUUCACCAGGAAGACUACUGCAUGACGCUUCGCGCGCGGCUUCAGGUGUCAUUGGCCAAGGCGCUCUGCAGAGAUGGUCAGCAUGGUGCCGCCAGGGAAGCGUGUGCCGAAGCAGCCAAGUUCUUCGCCAUUCUCUUUGGGGAUGACCAUCCAGAGCACUUGGAAGCAGCCGCGCUAGCGCAGCAGAUGGCCGCCAGCUCCAAGGCCAAAAAGAUGAAGAAGGAACGCAAGAGCAAAGGAGUCCCACAGGGCUUCACGAUGGUCCAAGUAGAAGGCGACACUUCGGAGCCAAACCGCAAGUCCUCGCAAGAGGUUCGAUUCUACCAGUCGAACACAGAGUUGCUGAUUCCCAAAGUCAGCUUCCAGCGUCUAGUGAGGGACGUCUGUGGACACAUCAGUGGCGCCAUUCGCAUGGAGGCACAGGCCCUGCUGUGCUUGCAGGAAGCGAGCGAGGCCUUUCUCUGCGGCCUCUUCGAAGACGCCUCGCUCUUUGCCCAGCAUGGGCGCCGCGUCACGGUGAUGAAGCGUGAUUUGCAGUUGUCUCGCAAGAUCCGGGGAAGCGAAGAAGCAGGAUCGAAGAAGUGGGAAGGCGCCAAAGAUGAUCAGGAACCAGAGCCUUUGCAAGAGGUCAAGUCGUCGCCUUCAGGCCCUUCAGGCCCUUCAGGCCCUUCAGGCAUCAAAGCAUAG
Cladocopium goreaui is the source of this 3921-nucleotide messenger RNA. The record is from the annotation of a GenBank genome assembly. NCBI's taxonomy places the organism in Eukaryota, Dinophyceae, Suessiales, Symbiodiniaceae.